CGGUCUGCCUUUUGUGUUUCGUUUCGUUACGCUGCUCCAGGUUCUCUCUUCCAUUCCCACAUUUACUUUUCUGAGUUUGCAGCGAGCGGUCAUAGAAAAUUGUAUAUCCACAGUAAACCAUGUCGAAGCCAGCCCUAUACUAUGCUACACUGAGUCCUCCCUCUCGCGCCGUUCUGCUCACGGCCAAGGCGAUCGGCCUUGAUCUUGAACUGCGGCCAAUUAACCUGCUGAAAGGUGAACAUCUGACGCCGGAAUUCAUCAAAUUGAACCCUCAGCAUACGAUUCCGACCUUGAUAGAUGGGGAUGCAACGGUAAUCGACUCGCACGCCAUCUGCGCCUAUCUGGUGGAGAAGUAUGGAAAGGAGCAGCAGCAGCUCUACCCCAAGGACUUGGUGCAGCGCGCCAAUGUCGAUGCGCGUCUGCAUCUGGACUCGGGUCAUCUGUUCGCACGCCUCCGUUUCCUCUACGAGCCAAUCCUGUACUUCGGCUCGACGGACUGUUCCAUUGACAAGAUUGCCUACAUCCAGAAGUGCUACGAGAUUCUGGAGGGUUUUCUCAAGGACCAGCCCUACUUGUGUGGCACUGAUCUGACCAUUGCCGACUUCUGUGCCGUGGCCACAGUCACUUCAGGAAACGAUGCUGCUCCAAUUGACGAGUUCAAGUUCCCCAAGGUCCACGCAUGGCUGAAGCGACUUGCUGAGCUUCCCUACUACCAGGAGGUGAACGGAGAUGGGGCCGACGAGCUGAAGGCCAUUUUCAAGACCAAGUUGGCCGAGAAUCGCGGCAAGUAGUGCCCUUAGCUGCUACCUACCUAACCAAUCUUCUAUAACUACACAUACAAUUACAAUUAUCUAUGCUUGAAUAAACGGCUUUAGUUUUGCAA
Drosophila obscura is the source of this 883-nucleotide messenger RNA. RefSeq names its product glutathione S-transferase 1 (gene GstE12). The record is from RefSeq and is a predicted model, not a curated record. The transcript is spliced from 3 exons. Gene Ontology annotation, biological process: glutathione metabolic process. Gene Ontology annotation, molecular function: glutathione transferase activity. Bases 120 to 791 code for a protein of 223 amino acids. NCBI's taxonomy places the organism in Eukaryota, Metazoa, Arthropoda, Insecta, Diptera, Drosophilidae.